Messenger RNA from Monosiga brevicollis MX1, 3423 nucleotides. RefSeq lists its product as uncharacterized. The transcript has 31 exons. Gene Ontology annotation, molecular function: metalloendopeptidase activity. Gene Ontology annotation, cellular component: plasma membrane. The record is from RefSeq and is a predicted model, not a curated record. Gene Ontology annotation, biological process: Notch signaling pathway; membrane protein ectodomain proteolysis. Bases 1 to 3423 code for a protein of 1140 amino acids. Lineage: Eukaryota; Choanoflagellata; Craspedida; Salpingoecidae.
AUGCUGGGGUCCAGCCUCAGGCGGUUGCCUGGUGCCACCACACUCAUUCUCCUCCUUCUCGUGCUCCACGCAUUGCCCUCCCGGGGCGAGCCCCUGGCUCCGCACAUUCGCCACUUUGAAGAGGUCGAUUUAAACCUCGACGCUCUCCAUGCUGAGCAUGGGCGGGUGCGCCGCAGUGGUCGCCGUGAUGCCACCCUACCGUUUUCUUUGGAUGUCUUUGGUCUACACUUUGCUGCUGACCUGAAGCCGGAUCAUUCCAUGAUCUCUCCCCGUUUCGAGGUCCAUGUUCAUAAUCAAGACCAGGCCUGGACUGAACCCUACAAUUUUAACAUCUUCUACUCGGGCAAACCCCAUGGUAUGCCGGGUAGCAGCGUUCAUGUGACCAUGUUCAACGGCACGCUGCAUGGUCGUAUUCAUACCCGCACCGAGACGUACAACAUUCAUCCUGCCCAACGAUAUGGCCGCUCGGAACGAUCCCACGUCGUCUACCGCAGCUCUGACGUGGCCUACAACAUGAGUCAUGACUUUUGUGGGACGCAUUCUGAACACGAUCCAUAUGCCCAUGAGCACUUGGGCACAAGCGUGCUGCAAGCUGAGCAGCACAUUCGCCAAACUGCUGGUUCUCGGUUUCGCCGUACUGGCUACCAGGGGGAUGCCACGAAACGCGUCUGUGAAAUGGCACUUGUAGCCGACCAUCGGUUUUACGCGACCCGUGGCCAAAGCAGCGUCCCGCAAACUACCACUGCUCUGCUCGAAUGGUUGGACUACAUUAACCGCAUCUACAAGUUUACCGAUUUUGUCGAUGACAUCGGCACCGGCAUCCAACUCAACGUGGCCACGAUUAUCAUCUUCACAUCAUCGAGCGAUGCUGGCAAUCCGUUUAGUACGUCCACCACCAACCCCAACCUCUUCCUUGACCAGCUAAGCUCUGUCAGCUGGGGGGACUUUGCUGAGGGUGUCUUGGGUCUGGCCCGCGUCGGCCAAAUUUGCCAAACUCCGUAUAGCAGUCCCAAAGCCACCACCACGGGCCAGUCCAUUCUCAGUCUGAACACCGGCAUCACAACCACUAUCAACUAUGGCAGCACCAACGAAGACCAAUCGAAACUCGUCUUUGCUCACGAAGUGGGCCACAACUUUGGGGCCUCGCAUGAUAAUGCAUGCUCUAGCUGGUGUAGCAGCAAUCCCGGGCGUUGCGAAGCUGAUGGUGCAACUGUGGCCGUGUCCGAGAACAACUAUUUCAUCAUGUGGCCCUCCAGUGUCGAUGGCAGCAAGUCCAACAACGAUCAAUUCUCUGACUGCUCCAUCUCCUCAAUGUCCUCGCAAAUCAACAGCAACAGCGAUGCUUCGGGACAGUGCUUUACCAACCGCGCUGACGCCAUCUGCGGCAAUGGGAUUGUUGAGCUCAACGAGGAGUGUGAUUGUGGCUCGACGGAUGAGGCAACCUGCACGGCGGCUGAUAAGUGCUGCACGACAAAUUGCACCCUUGCAGUUGGCGCCGAGUGCAGUCCCGAGGCAGGCACCUGUUGCAACGAUAACUGCGAGCUCACAGGCUACGAUACAAUUUCUGAGAUGCUCACGGGUCGCGAUAGCAAUCCUGCGACGCACCGGUGCUAUACAUACGCUGACGAUGAUUGCUACACGGACAUUUAUUGCUUGAAGGUUCCCGAGCUGUUGGGUCGGUGCCCAACCAAGGAUUAUCCUUGCAACGACUACAACAAUGCCACCCUCGAAGAGCUUGAAGCUUGCGAGGCCACGCCAGGCUUUUCCUUCCCCUUUCACAAAUCCCAAGGCUCUCUUUGCAACGACGAUGCCAAUGUGUGCACCAUUCAGGGUUGCACUGGUUCUCUUUGCUCGUUGUACACGACCACCGAUCGGGAUAACGGCGAGCUGCCAUCAGGCUCUUUCACUCCCGUUGAGGCGCAGACAUGCGAGAGCACCGAUAAUCCCUGUGACGUAGCGUGCGAGUUUAAAAGCGGUACUUGUACUUCCACCUUUGCUUAUGACUCCACGCCGCACGGCAUGGCCUUGAAUGUGUCGGGCACGUAUCGCGCAGCCGGCAAGGCGUGCGAAAACUUUACCGGGUUUUGUGAUGGCAAUGGCCAGUGCUACCAAGCUUCGGGUGCCAGCCCUUUGGAUCUUCUUCUCAGCACUGGUGCCUUGGAAUGGCUUCUUGAUUACUGGUACAUCACGUGGUCGGUGGCUGUGGGCCUGGUGCUCAUGGCCUUUGGCAUGCGCGCCUGCCAGCGCCGUCAGGGUGGACGUAUUAUCAUUAAGGAGCGAUCUUCUUUCCAAUUUUUGACCAUGCGCAAGCGACGCGAAUCAGCACCCAACGCGGUGCGCCGCGAUAAGAAUAAGAACGUGGUGGUGGUUUUGCAUCAACAGCAAGCAGCGUCGGGUGAAGGCGCCCCGAAGGAGGGCAUGUAUCGGCUGCGCGCGCUAUUCCCCGAUGCACCGUCCGAGGUGCUAGCCACGGUUAUGGCAUGCUCACCUCACGAGGAGGCAGCAGUCUGGCGCCUUCUCGUCUUGGGUUACGAAAUGCGCAAGUUGUCCGAUUAUAAAUUUUUGGCCUACGCCGGUCGGCAGUAUCGGAAAGAUUUGCGCAAGCAUAACCUCGAGCGACGCAAACAGGCCAACGAGGAGGCAGACCGGCGUGCGCAGGCGCAUCGCGCUGCCGAUGCCGUUAAGCAAAAGCAGCAGAUGUCGGCUGCCGAACAUCCGCGCCGUAGCCGCAUGCCAGGCCGCCAGGGCCGAGUGAUGGCGGAGGCGGGGGAAGUGGCGGCGGGGCUGGUGGCUCGAACGGCCAAUCGCUUGGAGGAAUUGGCUGCAUUGGCACGGGAAAAUGGAUUGUUGAGUCCACAGCAUGAGAAACAGUUUGAAGCGGAUCUCAGCAAAUUGCGCCGCGACGGAGUUGCGCCCUCAGUGCUGCUGCAGCAACCCAUCAUCGGCUUGGCCGGUGCCUUGAUUCUGACGCGUAGUGCAGCCAGCACUUAUGUGACAAAGCAGACUGUAGCGGCGCUAAAGACCAAGGAACUGGUUGCGACAGGCAUCUGGAGCAGCACGCACUUGCUUGCACUGCUGUAUGGUGGCGAGUGCGCCGCUUUGGACGUGGCUCAGGACAUCGAUGAGCGUGCGGAGGCCGAACACCAACUCGAUGCCAUCCUGGCCCAGGCUGCCAACCCGUGCCGCAAGGCCAUGCCCUCUCCCAUGGCUGCCAGUGACAGACAUGUAAAUCGACUAUUUGUUCUAAUCUUUGUGCACCGAUCAAUUGCGUGCCGAGAUCAAAAGAGGAAAAACAAAUCGGUGGGCCCUACACCUUUCACUCCAAGCAAGCAAGAAAAGAGUAUCGGUAGUCGAGCCCACCACAAAGCAACACGCGUCACUUGCAAUCGUUCCAACAAAAUCUACUCCACGACGUGUUUGUGA